This is a messenger RNA of Spirometra erinaceieuropaei, 1314 nucleotides long. Lineage: Eukaryota; Metazoa; Platyhelminthes; Cestoda; Diphyllobothriidea; Diphyllobothriidae. The record is from the annotation of a GenBank genome assembly.
AUGCUUCAACUUCUCAACUCCACGGAUAUUAUCCUGCCAGAAGUCGAUUAUACCACGGUCCCACUAAACCUUAGAGGUCUCCAGAAUGACUAUGCCAUAUUAACAUCUGAGAAGGAAGCCCUUGAAAGUAUAUCUGGAAACGUGCUGAAUUCCUCUUCUACUGAGAACGGGUCGCGUAGGAUCAAUAGCGGUCCAGACUCGUUUGGUACCACGAGUUUUCCAUCUUUUCGAUCCAGAUGUGAAGCUACCGGGGGAUUCCUUUCGGCAACCGAUUUUGCAGAUGAGGGCACAAGCAAUCCCAAGUCAGUCGGCAGAGAAUUUCCUCCGGACUGUCCACAAAGUGAAUUUUCCGUACCCGGAGGGGACGCCAGGAAAAAUGCCUCUUUCCUUACGUCCAAAGAACGUCCCGAUGACUCGUCUAUAUCCAAAUGGACACGUGGAGCGGGUGUCCGUAAUAAGGUUACCAAUUCAAUGGGCGGCUCGAGUGUUUGCGGCUAUUCAGGUACAGAUAUGUCGCACCCACAAGACUACACUGAACCUAAUGGCUCCCCUACAAAGUUCAACUGGGAACGUCAGCCUCCAGAUGCACGCACUGGUACUGAUAGCGUUGUGACUGCUGACUUCUCUAAGGCACCUCAGGGUUGGGUUCGGGGCCCUCUCAAAGCUGAUCAGCCACAUGCCUCAGACCGCUUGUCAAGAGGAAAUGGCUCUCAUUUUGGUUCAGUCCGUCGUCCAGCUGCCGUUGGAGGUGAAUCUUGUGAGGUGUCAGCUGUUGGCGACCACAAUGGCUGGAGUCGUCCAACUUAUAACGCCAAUGACGGUUGCCCCUCGUACAGACCUCCGAAAUUCUCAUCACAGAGUCGAUGUCCCGAUUCUCCAGAAGGGGUUGAAAACUUUCACCGCUCGUAUUCCGCUGGGAAUUAUGAUGAAUGGAAUGUCGACUUCUCCGACAAAGAAGGUUUGGCACCAGCGAACCCGGUGCAAAGUUGUUGGGACCACUCUUCGGACUAUCUCCAACCCAGAGAAGAAUCUAAUGACCUCAUCGACCAGCUUCCUCCUCAAACCAAAGGUUCGACUAGUUGGGACGUUCUUUCAGCCCCUAAGUUUGAUUGUAUGUACGGAUCGGGUGGGGAGAAUCUGCCGCAACCAGGCUUUGAUCGGCGACCUACGAGCAGAGGGGACACCUACAAGUCCGAAUUUCCCAGCGAACCCCCUAACUAUUAUGCUCCACCGCUCAGCCGAGGGAGGGGCAGAGGUGGCCGCAGAGGCAGCGGCUACGCCAGCCGUCUGAGAGAACGUGUUAACCUUCGGUGA